Gavia stellata (red-throated loon) is the source of this 1821-nucleotide messenger RNA. It is a transcript of the gene MAP2K2, whose product is annotated as mitogen-activated protein kinase kinase 2. NCBI's taxonomy places the organism in Eukaryota, Metazoa, Chordata, Aves, Gaviiformes, Gaviidae. The record is from RefSeq and is a predicted model, not a curated record. Gene Ontology annotation, biological process: protein phosphorylation. The transcript is spliced from 11 exons. Gene Ontology annotation, molecular function: protein kinase activity; ATP binding. Bases 1 to 1197 code for a protein of 398 amino acids.
AUGCCGGCCAAGAGGAAGCCGGUGCUGCCGGCCCUCAACAUCGCCCCCAGCGCUGCCGAGGGGCCGAGCCCCGACGGCUCCGCCGAGGCAAACUUGGUGGACCUUCAGAAAAAGCUCGAGGAACUGGAGCUGGAUGAGCAGCAGAAGAAGCGCCUGGAAGCUUUUCUCACACAGAAGGCCAAAGUGGGCGAACUGAAGGACGAUGACUUUGAGAGGAUCUCUGAACUGGGGGCUGGCAACGGCGGGGUGGUCACCAAAGUGCAGCACAAACCCUCAGGGCUCGUUAUGGCACGGAAGCUGAUUCAUUUAGAAAUCAAACCAGCCAUCAGGAAUCAGAUUAUCCGAGAGCUGCAGGUGCUGCAUGAGUGUAAUUCCCCAUAUAUCGUGGGUUUCUAUGGAGCCUUCUACAGUGACGGAGAGAUCUCCAUCUGCAUGGAGCACAUGGAUGGCGGCUCUUUGGAUCAAGUGUUGAAAGAAGCCAAAAGAAUUCCCGAGGAGAUCUUGGGGAAAGUCAGUAUAGCGGUUCUGAGAGGCUUGGCGUAUCUGAGAGAGAAGCACCAAAUCAUGCACAGAGAUGUGAAGCCUUCUAACAUCCUGGUUAAUUCUCGAGGGGAGAUUAAGCUGUGUGAUUUCGGGGUCAGCGGUCAACUCAUUGACUCCAUGGCAAACUCUUUUGUGGGAACUCGGUCCUACAUGUCUCCCGAGCGGUUGCAGGGCACCCACUACUCAGUCCAGUCCGACAUCUGGAGCAUGGGUCUGUCGUUAGUGGAGCUGUCUAUCGGAAGGUACCCAAUCCCCCCGCCAGACUCCAAGGAACUGGAAGCAAUAUUUGGCCGUCCUGUGGUGGACGGGGCAGAGGGAGAGUCUCACAGCAUCUCGCCGCGGGCCAGGCCCCCAGGACGCCCCGUCAGUGGCCAUGGGAUGGACAGCCGGCCUGCGAUGGCCAUCUUUGAACUGCUGGAUUAUAUAGUUAAUGAGCCACCUCCCAAGCUGCCGAACGGAGUUUUCACGCAAGAUUUCCAGGAGUUUGUAAAUAAAUGCUUAAUUAAAAAUCCAGCAGAACGGGCAGAUCUGAAGAUGCUGAUGAAUCACACCUUCAUCAAACGCUCCGAAGUGGAGGAGGUGGAUUUCGCCGGCUGGCUGUGCAAAACGCUGCGGUUGAACCAGCCCAGCACACCCACCCGCGCUGCCAUGUGAGGGCCGAGCCGACCGCCUGGUGUCAGUACAUCUGCCUCUGUCACCAUUUCCUCUCCUUCAGUAAAUGACAGAACUGCCCUCCUUCCUUCUCCCCGGCCCCUUCUCGCCUCGCGUCCCAGCGGCAAAGCACCGUCCCCUCGGAAGCGUCUUUAUCGGCUGACCCCCAGCCAAAGCGGGGUUGGCGUCUUUUGAUGUGGGGGUGUUCCAGGCCUCUGCUCCAGCUCUGGAGCUCCUGACACUUGGGAAACGUGGUGCUGCUUAUGUUAAUUUUUCUCUUUUUUUUUUUUUUUGGAAACAUGUUCACUUGGGUUAAAAAAAAAAAGAAAACAAUCGUGUGUGUGUGCACGCUUGCAUGUCUGUGAGGCAGUGGCCGGGGAUGGGGACGAGGGGCUGCACAGCAGACGCUUCACCUCCUCCCUGGUUUUCACGUGGGCUUCGGGCUGGAGAAAUCAGUGGGGCCAGGAAUGGAGAACCCCUGUCUAGGGUGGCCCGAAACAGCGUCGCCCUCCUGGCUGGGGACGAGGUGGGCGCCCGCCCCUGCGGACGGGGGGGUCCGCGGGAUGAUUUGUGGCCGAGCUGGGGAAGAGCGUGGCGGUGAGCUCCCUCCCGACCCGUCUGCGGGUG